Molecule: messenger RNA, 666 nt
Organism: Closterium sp. Naga37s-1
Lineage: Eukaryota; Viridiplantae; Streptophyta; Zygnematophyceae; Desmidiales; Closteriaceae
Source: the annotation of a GenBank genome assembly
GCCAAGGCUAGCGAGAUGGUGAAACUGGCCGAGAGAAUGCGACAGAAAUUGCAGCAGCAACAGGGGGCAGCGAGUGGAGAAAUCGCCCCUUCCCUCUCCUCCUCGUCCUCCUCAUCAUCAUCAGCAGCAGCAGCAUCGGAGGAGUUACAGGACCUGCUACUGAAGAUGGGAAUUGAGUCGCCCGUCACGAGAGAGACCGCAGGGGCGCUCUAUCACAGGCAGCUGUCCCGAGAGCUUGCAGAUUUCAUAGGUCCAGUGCUGGAGAAGACAGGUGGCACGAUGCUAUUGGUCGACGUGUACUGCAUAUUCAACCGCGCCAGAUGCACAGAGCUCAUAUCACCAGACGAUCUUCUCAAGGCCUGUUCACUCUGGUCCUCCUUCCCCUCCCCUGCAGUGCUAAGGCGCUUUGACAGUGGCAUCCUCGUGGUGCAGCUCAAGACUCACAGCGACGAGCAUGUCACGCGCAAGAUCCAGGAGAUGGUGUCGACCAAUGAGGCGCUGCAAGUCGGAGUGUCCAUUGCUGACGUGGCGCAGGCGCUCGGCGUCUCGCCAGCUGUCGCCAAGGAGGAGUUGCUAGCGGCCGAGGCCAAGGGUCUCCUGUGUCGAGACGAUGCGGCUGACGGUCUCCGUUUUUUCCAAAACUUCUUUGCCACGGCUCACAUGUGA